AUGACCACCACUAUGUUUACAAGGCUUCAAGAAGAACUGGUUGGAAGGGGUUUUAUACAAAAUACUAGGCAUUUAACUGCUGACGAGCAGCUUGGUAUAUUUCUAUUUGGUACAGGUCAUGCCGUGGCCAAUAGAGUUUUGGCGGAAACUUUUCAACAUUCUGGAGAAAUGAUUAGUAGGCAUUUUAAUAAUUUACUGCGCGGCGUGGUUGAACUUAGGCGUGACUACAUCCAACUCCCACUAUCAAAUUCAGGAGUACACCCUAGAAUAAAAGAUAAUCCAACAUUUCAUCUAUUCAAGAAUGCAAUUGGUGCAAUAGAUGGGACACACAUACCGGUGGUUGUACAGAAGCAUAAGCAACCAAGAUAUCGAUGUCGAAAAGGAUUUACUUCUCAGAACAUGAUGGCCGCAUGCUCGUUUGACCAUCAGUUUCUAUUUGUGUGCACCGGGUGGGAGGGUUCUGCAGCUGAUAUGAGGGAAAAUAUUAUCUCGUUGAUUCUGGAUAUGCGAAUAAUGAUCGCUUCCUUGCGCCCUAUCGAGGGGAACGAUAUCACUUGA
This is a messenger RNA of Ananas comosus (pineapple), 558 nucleotides long. RefSeq lists its product as uncharacterized. The transcript has 3 exons. NCBI's taxonomy places the organism in Eukaryota, Viridiplantae, Streptophyta, Magnoliopsida, Poales, Bromeliaceae. The record is from RefSeq and is a predicted model, not a curated record. Bases 1 to 558 code for a protein of 185 amino acids.